Messenger RNA from Exophiala oligosperma, 5008 nucleotides. RefSeq lists its product as uncharacterized. Lineage: Eukaryota; Fungi; Ascomycota; Eurotiomycetes; Chaetothyriales; Herpotrichiellaceae. The record is from RefSeq and is a predicted model, not a curated record. Bases 1104 to 4640 code for a protein of 1178 amino acids. The transcript has a single exon.
CCAGGAUGCCAGGGAUGCCAGGGAUGCCAACGAGCCACCGACACUGAGGUCCGGCAGUCAGGGAUGCCAGUCUCGUCCCAGUGCUCAAAAAAGUCCUGUUACUGUACAGAAAGAAGUCUGAGGAAUUGGUUGCGUCCCAAGACUCGUACUGUUGCGGAUCAGAAACACCCAACCGACCGUCUCAUCCUCACUCCUGUUUCUAAAGCCUAAGCGACUCUUUGUCCUCUGCAGCCCGGUUGAACCCUGUCAAGUUGCAUGACCCAUUGGCUCUGGCGAGCCGCUACUUGCUGCACCUGUCAACUCCCUCGCACGAGACUGCCGACCGCAGUGCGGACUCGCCCCUUCGUCGACAUAUCCGAGAACCUCGUUUUGAGUCAACUUUCGCAACAAGGCACACCGUUGAUGCCUGUGGUUGACGACAGCAUCGCCCUCGCUGUACGCCUGAGUGACUCCCUCCCGCGACGACUCCCCCAUUUCACUCCCGACCCCUGCGAUCCCCUCAAGUGUUACUAGGCAUCUACACCCUUCUCGCGAAGCUAUUCAAUCUGGAGCCCUCCUGCGCGCUUCCUUCAUCAUAGAGGCGCAAUAUUCAAGUUGGCAGAAACAUAAAAGAGACGACAACACACGCUAUGGCUGGUUGAUCAUCGCCAUGUUCUGGUCCGAAGUGGAACCCAGAAUCCAGGGCACUUCAAAGCAGGAUAUCGCCUUGUGCGCAAACGAGCUCGCAUAAGAUACUGGAAUAUCUGUUGAAAGGGAACUACGCCUGCGUUUAAAGAACCAUUUCGCUGUACAAGUCGGGGUGCUGAUCGAACACCAUACCCAGGUCGCUUUGGUUUCAAUCUCGACCAACUGUGCAGCUUAUCCACCACCCUUUGAUUCGCCCCGACACCUGGUGCUGCAGGUACAAGUUGCAUCCAUUCUGAUUAACGGCAGAGCUGCAGACCGUUGAAGAUUACGUUUGCAGCUGCAGUGUAGCCCAUUCGACGUCGCCGAUCGAAGCCAGCCAUUGUUGAGUCCACGAUUGAUAUUGAUCUACAGCCUGCUCGACUAUCAUCAUCCCCAUAUAAGGCUGCUGUCGUAUAGUCGACUCGCUGCUAAAGAUAAUGAGCUCAACCGCGGCUCCUGCCACAUACUACAGGAGACAUUCACGUUCUGACUCAACAUCUUCCUCCUCUCACCCGAUCAAAAAGGCUGCCUCUAUUUCAAUCAGACCUAGCAGGAAUGCCCAAUUGAAGGGUGGCUCAAGCAGUCCCGAUCGCGUAUCACCCAAUACAUACUUUUACGACCGAAGUCGAUCCGACAGCAGACCAGAGAAUCGCCUCGACUCGAAGUCGCUUGGUUCUAAUCUCAAUAUCAACCGUUGGUCACAUUCGACCUCAAGUAGUGUAUCCGCACUCGACACCGAAACUUCUCGAGUCAAGGCGAACACUUCACGACGGAGGAGCAUAGAGCCGUCGCUGAUGUCGUCGAUCGCGGCAGCAGGAAGGCUUGAACCUCCACAACCGUCGAUGAGAUCUUACAGCCAAAGUCCCCACCGAAGCCAGGACCAAGGUCACCUUCAGGUGGACCGCGGUUAUGGCUCGCGAGGUGGGAAUUCCGGGGGUGCAUCUCCGCUGACACCUACGUCCAUGUUCAAUACCAGUUCGAGUGAAUACUUCGGAGAGACGUGGCAGAAAAGAAAUGCAAAAACGGGAGAUCCCGUGACAAUGUCCGUUCAUUACAUGAAGGCAGGUAACACGGGCAAUAGGCCCACGGAGAAUAUUGCCUCGCAGUACAUGGCGCAGCCUCCACGACUGGGUACGCAAGAAAGAAAGCUUGAGGCCAUCGUCCAAGAUGAUCAGAACGAGGCAACGCAAGACAGCGUACCGGCGCGAGGAAGAAGCCAUCGAAGUCCUACGCAGAAAACCAUGCUGUCCAAGGCACUGGCAAAAGCCAACACCGCAGUCCUUCUGGACAAUGCCCAGAAUAUUGAAGGUGCCAUAGAAGCGUAUGACGAGGCGUGUGAGCUCCUGCAGCAAGUGCUCGUCCGAAGCUCCGAUUUGGACGACAGGAAGAAAUUGUCAAAUAUCCGGAGCACUUACUCGAACCGGAUAGCAGAAUUGCAUGAUCUGGAUAGCUCUUUCUCUGGGCUGAUUGAGAAGGCGCUCCCAGAGGAUCCCCCAUUCGACGAGAAUGGCCAGUCUUUCUUCGCAAGUGAUGGCCCCGAGCCAGACACAACAGGUGUAUUAGAAUCGGUCAAGAUCCCUCCUCGAGGGGAGUCAUUAUUGCCCGAGAUUUUUGGAGGGGAGACCUUUCUCAAUGAAUCGUCUCGAAAAAGGCUCCAGAUCCCCAGUCUGACCAUUCCCAUGGAUACACAGUACAUGCCCCCUCCGCUGUCUCCCCGGAGAGCUCCUUCCGUGUCUUCCGAUAGAGACACAGAUACUCCGUUGGCGACUUCGAGAACAGACGAUGUGGUGAACAAUAUUCUCCACGCACGAGAAGGUAGCACCGAGUCAACGUCCUGGCUGGACACUUUUGAAGACGGCGAGACCUCAUCGAGGUCUUCUCGGUUGUCUUCUAUCGAUCUUGGACUCAACAAACAUCAGCGUCUCGCUGACGAGAUCGAGGCAGAAUUUGAUGCCGCCCUCAGUGCCGCUGUUGAUGCCGCCUAUGAUGAUGAAAUGCCCGAAGAUACGACACCCAGGCCUGAUAGACUAGCACAGGAGUCCUUCUCUACAACGCUGCCCCCACUUCAGUCGAUCUUCCAACCGUCGAAUCUGGGUAUAACGAGCGAGUACGACGAGGAGGAUUCGUCCGAUGAGGAAGAAAGGAUUCUCGAAGAGAUGACAAGAGGUUAUGUUUUCGACGAUUUCUCGUUUGACAACAAAUCCAAAUCUGCCCUGCCUCGACAAUCGGAUUCGAGCACGGUUUCCGGUCGUACUUGGGCCAGUUCGAUCCCGUCAACAACUGCAACCAAUGCUACAACGUUGAGUACACUCAAGGAAGCCUACGAACCUGCUUCUGAGCUGUCACCUCGGCCCACUCCUCCUGCGAAGGAUACCCCUCCGCUGACGAUGCCGCCGAGAACAGCACUUCCUCCCGCCCCUGUUCUACCAGCUCCUAAGCCAGCAAGCAGGCCACUGAGUGCCGAAAAACCGGGCGGACUUGGCAUUCGCGAGCGAAGGUUUUCAGGACGAACAGGUGAACAACUCAAGAUCGAGACGUUCGCCCGGCGCGGCUCCUCUGCUCAGCCACCGAAGCCGGGAGAUGUACCGACAACUGUUCAAGCAUCCUCGUCUGUGGCCCAGAAGAUACCUCACACCGCACCGUUAGAAGCCACCAACUCGCUUGGAGGAGAACCCCCACCACCGAUGACAACGAUGCCGUCAAUGGAAUCCUUCCAAAGCGAAUCGCCAUCGACUCCAGCCUUGACGCAGGGUGGCUCCCAAGGGAGUCUCGAGGAAUCCAUGAUCCCCCCAUCGCCUUCGAGACUGGGGAGGAUGGUAUCGCCGCAGGGUGGAAUCAAGAAAAACCAUUCAUCCACGAGUCUCAGGAUGAGAAAUCUGUCAAUAGCCACGACUGAAACAAACAAUGAGUCUCCCGUGACUCCAGGCAGUUCCGGUCCCAAUGGUGAAGGGAGGACAAUUCCACCGCCCCUGCCUUCCGCAGCAUUGCCAACCCCAUCCACUGCUGCAUUCGGGCCUAAUCUUCUCCAAUCCGGGGGCAUGUACCUCUUUGACGAUCACACCGGAGGUCCCACUUCUCCUGAACUUUCAAGAACUCCGAGUGCGUCUGUGACGCCGCCCCAGUCACUUGAGCCCUGUCCCGAGUCUUCACUACUGCGCCCAUUCUGGUUGAUGCGAUGUUUGUACCAGACUCUCGCUCACCCUCGGGGUGGAUAUCUGACGACAAAACUGUUCAUUUCUCGAGAUAUCUGGCGUGUCCGAAAUGUCAAGUUGAAAGCUAUCGAGGACAAGGUCUCGCAAUGUGAUCUAUUAACUGCGGCGCUCCUGAAACUCACCAAGGUGGACACAUUCGAUGCGGACGCGAUGCUGGAAGAGCUGCAGUCUUUCGAGACCGUCUUGGAUCAAGUGCGGAUCACACUGCUGAAGAAGAUUGGCAGUGAUGUUGGAUUUGGGGGAUCCACCGGCAUGUUCAAAGGUGGAAAGGAAGAACAGGAAGGCAAGUCCGGCAAUGCUGCUACCAAGACAUUUGCCUCGAGCUGGCGGAAACUUCGAUCCAAGUCAAGUACGCCGGCCAUGGGGUCGAAUGGAUCAAAAGAUGUAUCUACGCCAGGCUUGACCAUGGCGACCCUGCCAAUGACUUCGUCCAGUUCGGUUCACUCUUCUCGUUCACACCACAAUCGGAAGAUCGUGCCGCCACCCACCCCGUCUGCCUUGUCCAGUAUCCAGCCCAGUCAUGCAAUGUACAUGUCGAGUCUCGCGCGUCUUUUUGACGCAGCACAGGUUCUGGAUGGGAUCGCAAGACAGGUGGAAGACCCGGGCCUGAAAUGCAGCAACAAGACCCAAGUCGGGUUGGAGCUAGGAGUGAAGAACGCGGCCGAGUUCUUCGCCUUCUACGUUAUUCGUUUUGUGAUGGCAGAUUUAAUGUUGAUGGUUGACAAGUUUGUCAAAAGAGGGACAGAGUGGGUGAUGACUUGAACCUGAUGUCUCGAUCCGUGUCGAUACGGGGUUCAGGUCCAUGUAUUCUGCCGCGGGCCGAAUUUCGUACAUACUGCACGCCCCAUUUCGCAGCGCCUUUUUUGCAUUCCUGUGGCGUUUUCUCCUACAUUUUUGAUCUGAUGUCUUUUAUGAUACCAAUUACUAGCCGUCGCUAUCGUUUUUGUAUUGGGUUCAGUCCGGGAACCCAAGGGCCGGUUGAUUUUCGCUGUGCAGGGUUUUUGAAGCGGGAAAAAGAUACAGUCGCUUACUAGGUUCCAAGUAUGAUGUAUAUAGAAAUAGUGGGUUACGAAGUAGCAUGUCGAGCAGAGGGUGCGAUCUGUUUGUGAAAGGUAACUUGAGAUGAUCUA